Molecule: messenger RNA, 2852 nt
Organism: Microtus ochrogaster (prairie vole)
Lineage: Eukaryota; Metazoa; Chordata; Mammalia; Rodentia; Cricetidae
Gene: Glt1d1
Product: glycosyltransferase 1 domain containing 1
Molecular function (GO): glycosyltransferase activity
Source: RefSeq, a predicted model, not a curated record
CCCUUUUCCUUCCCUCUUUCCCUUUCUCCUUUCUGCUCCUGAACCUGCCGCUCCGCCUGGGAGCGGCGGACGGGGCCAAGUCCACCCGGACCCCGCUGAGGCCCGGGGCCUCAGUCCUUGGCGGUAGCGACAUGCGUCUCCUGUUCCUGGCCGUGCUGCGGCCACACACCGGCAACGCGAUCACCGCCGAGCGCCUGCGGGACCACCUAGAAGCUGCAGGCCACAUGUGUGUUCUGAGAGAUGCCUUUGACUUUGAAAGCCCAUCUGAUGUUGCUGAGCUCAUUGCAGCCGAGAACCUGGAAGCAGCGCUAGCCCUUCACCUCUACCGAGGAGGCAGACUUCUGCAAGGUCACGGCAUUCCUUUUGGGGUCAUCUUUGGUGGAACUGAUUUAAAUGAAGAUGCCAAUCAUAAAGAAAAAAAUGAAGUCAUGGGGAAGGUUCUGGAAGAAGCCAGGUUUGCCGUGGCUUUCACAGAGGCAAUGAAGGACACAGCGCAGAUGCAGUGGCCACAUGCUACUGGGAAGAUCUUUGUCCAGAGUCAAGGAAUUGCAACGAUACCAAAUGUCAACUUUAACUGGAACACCUUCCUCCAACAAUCAGAGAUUGACCAAAAUGCAGACAACCUGUACGUGUUCCUGGUAAUAUGUGGACUCAGGCCCGUGAAGGACCCUCUGUACUUGGUAGACGCGUUCUCAGAAUGGCAUCAAGAAGAGCCCAAUGUUUACAUGCUGAUUGUAGGUCCUGAGGUGGAUCCAGCGUUUACCAGGGAAGUGAAAGACCGGGUGAGGAGGGCUGCAGGGGUGCGGCUGAUCCGGGAGAUGUGUCAGGAGGACCUGCACGCGGUGGUGAAGAGCUGCUUCGCGCUGGUCAACAGCUCAGUCUCCGAGGGCAUGUCAGCCGCCAUCCUGGAGGCGAUGGAUUUGGAAGUUCCCGUGCUGGCUAGGAACAUCCCUGGGAACUCGGCUGUGGUAGAGCACGGAGUUACGGGACUGCUGUUCACAACCCCUCAGGAGUUCAUUCAGUUGGCAAAGAGACUGGUCAGUGAUCCCGUGCUGGAGAAGGAAAUCGUGACCAAUGGAAGGGAGUACGUGAGGACAUACCACUCCUGGCAAGUGGAGAGAGACACUUACCAGCGCCUCAUCGGGAAGCUGGAGGCCAGCUUGGAGGAUUAAACGGUUGAAGUCUGUGCUUCCCACGUCUGUCCCAAUAACCGUUGGGUACUCAGCUCUGGGUAGAUGCUGAAAGAUGGGACCCAGUCCUGGACCGCUGAAAUCCCUGAGUUUCCAGCAACAUCUCCACCCCCAACUCUCAUGUGUGGCAGACACAGUUUCAAAAGUGUUUACAGCUCCAUCCCGGAUGGGCUUGUAGCUCACUCCUAAGAGCACUUAGGGUUCAGUCACAGAUGUGCUUACAGCUCAGUGCAGGUGAUGGAGGUGCAUCUCAGGGGCUUCUGGGAGAGUCUUCCGAGAACUGCUUUUACAACCUGUCGCCUGCCUUCAGAGUGACCUUUGCCUGUCAUUGCCAGUUCACAAAGAAGAAACGGAAAAGCCAGGACUGUCAACUGAGUGAAACUGGCAGCAUUUUUGAUAAGAUCCUGAUCUGCAGCCCAUCUCGGGGUCCUGAUGGACAUGUGGGGGGCCCAGGAUGUGACUGGCAUGCUAAUAAAUCCUAGAGAGGCUGUGAAAGAGUUUUAUCAGAACAUAUUGCUCCUCAUGGGUGCAGCUGAGGGACACUUGCCAAAAGAGGCCCGCAGGUCCCGCCCACCUGUAUCACAUCACAGGGAGCCUGGAAGAUGAUUGGAUGGCCCCCAGGAUGGAGGCUAGGACCUUGAAUUCAGCCUGGGCCCUCUUCCCUCUUGCCUAGGGAACUGAGGGCAAGUGCUGACUAAGCCACAAGACUCCAGACAAUGGUGGGACCCCAGACCGUGACUGGAGGUCCCUGGGGUGUGGGGAGGUCAGCCUGGGGUCUUUCAAUGGGAUCUCCCCACAUCAGCACGCCGUGCUUCCAGUGCCCUGUUGCCAAAUUCCAGCUGGGCUGCGCUACGGUAAACAGGAUAUGGAAUGACCACCUGUCCUAAAGGGAGCAGCUAGGAGGAGGAGGGAGGAACAAUGCAGCCAAGAGCCACACAUGCAAAGAAAGUGCCAGACUCUGGAGGGGCACGGUGUGUGUGUGUGGGGGGGGGGAGGACUCGGCACCUGGACUGUCCUCUUUCCAACUUUGAAGGCACAUCCUGGGCCUUUUGCUUUUCUACAGGCAAAGAAAAAAAGAAAAAGAAACAAACAAAGAAAGAAAGGCUAGCAGUCACAUCUCAUUCUAGGAGAAGUGGACUAGAAGGAAGCAAACUUUGUAAGCCAGUGCUUCGGGGCUGAGACCAGAGCCCCAUUCUCUAGGGUAUAAUCCGGCUCCCCAUUUCCAUACCUCAGACCCUGCACAGUCACUUUCAUGAAGGCUCCAGCAGAGGCAGUGGCAAUUCCGUAGUCCCUGAGUGCCUAGCGUCUGGAGGCCAGCUGAGCAAUGUGCCCACUUCCUUGGCCCCUGACUUGAGCUGGGGUCCUACCUCUCUGGGCACAAGGAGAGGGAGGGAGUAAAGAAGCCUGAAUCCUGUGGGCAGUUCCUCUGAGCCCAGAGUUCCCGCCCACCUCAGGAGAGGUACACAGAGGUGUCAUUGUUUACAAAGUGGGAUGCUCUGGAAAGCAGGCCUCUCCUUUGCCCAGUGUGGAUAUCACUGCCUGACCUCCGUCAUGCCAGCAUCACUGAGUUACAUCUGCCAUGUGCACUUUGGGGAAGGGAAGGGUCUUAAUUAAUAAAGCUUGUCACCAUCAGGCAUACAAAAACAGCCGCUGUUUAUUCAU